Messenger RNA from Asterias rubens (European starfish), 5679 nucleotides. RefSeq lists its product as uncharacterized. The record is from RefSeq and is a predicted model, not a curated record. Bases 1 to 5679 code for a protein of 1892 amino acids. Lineage: Eukaryota; Metazoa; Echinodermata; Asteroidea; Forcipulatida; Asteriidae. The transcript is spliced from 15 exons.
AUGGUCGCAAGGAAGUUAGAUAAACGCGUGAUGCAGUUUAAAGAGGAAGCCGACGCCGACGAUGAAAAGGCUUUUCAACCCGCGCGACCAAAACAAGCGUCUGCCUAUGCCAACCUCCAUCUUGGCCAGCUAUGUCUUUGCAGUCACACUGUCCUAUAUGCAUCAUCUUGUAAACAAGAAUUAUGUAGCUUCAACUGCUCUGGAGAUCCAACUCAAAAAUGUGGAGGCAAAAGGCAGAGUUCUAUCUACACUGUGCCUACAGGUAUCUCAUCGCUCAUGAUCCUCGAUGUCGGCAACAAUUCCGUGGCAACUCCAAAGGAUGUGGCAGCUUACUCCGGGAUUUGGUUCUCCAUUGAUGUUGAGCAUCCAUUGAUGAAGCUAGUGGAUUUUGGUGAUGGAUAUAAAGAGGAGUCUCGUGAAGAUACAUUUUGUCAUCAGUACCUGUUUCCUGGGCUAAUGCACAUGACAGCCACGGUCGCUGAUGCAGCCAAAGUGACAUACACUGUUGGGAUGUACCUCAAUGUCCACCUACCUGUGUUGACCAUCAGAUCACACUGCCCCGCCGUCGUCUUACGAGGAAUGCCUUUCAGUUGUCAAUUCACUGCCUUUGGAACAGGAAUGGCAGCCACGGUUCACAUUGAUGACAUUGGGAGUUUUAAUAUGACCAUAGCAGAUGCAACGAGUGUAGCAGUUGGGCCUGAUCUUGAUGCUACUGCACAGUCUGCCUUGCCCGGUGGGGCCCAACUUUGUGUGAAAGUGAUGGAUGCACUCCCAGAGGAUGGAAUUCUCAUUGGAUGGGAAGUCGUCAUUGACACCCCUGGAAGUGUUGAAUUUAGAGUUUAUCGCCCAAAGUCAAUAUCUGGUAAGUCAUUUUGUCACCGGACUCUUAGCUACAUCGACUCGUCAGAAAAGUGUUCGGAGCAGUCCAGCCUCGCCGCCCACACAUGCACUCCAGAAGAGAAGUUCAGCUUCACCAAACGGGCCUGUAUGUCAAAUGCUCAAAACGGUACAACCUUCCAGCAGAAUGGGAUCCCACCUGGUAACACCACCUAUGAAGAACUCAGGAAGAUUCGAUUUACUAUCGAUGAGAUUGGAAAACAUUUCAUCCCAAUGGCGUUCGCUGAGGAUCUUGAGUUUGAACUUAAAGCAGGAGAUCUGAUUGGUUAUUACUCCGAGGGAUUGGCAAACAUUCGAGAGGUUCAGCCCCUGACUCCGGGAGAAGGUGAUGUGUGUUUGGGCUGGUUUGGGGUUGACGUGCCGGAUUAUAGAUCAAUCAUGCUAUCUCCGGAGUCUGCGCAGCACCAGGGCCAGUAUUUACUACGAGCGGUGACGGUCAAACCGUCGAGGCUUUACAUGUCUGGAACGUACCCAGAGAGUAGUGCUCUAGGACCCCACAACAUCACCGUGGAGAUUGGGAAUGCCGUCGGCAAUGAAACAACCACGGCGACGUUUUUUGUCGAGAAUGAAAUUGAUAAUGUGACCCUAGCGAUCAGUCACUCAGCUGCCACUGUCUUUGAAACGGUUAGCUUAAGUGUUGAGCAUGAUGGCCGACCAGUCUGGUAUGAGUGGGAUAUGGGAGAUGGUUUCAAUACCUACAAUACAACAAGGAAUUCCUCUUGGUUUAGCUGGAGUCAUGCUGGUCAUUACAACGUGACAGUCACGGUGAUAAACCUGUACAACUCACAGUCCAAUACGAAAUUGAUAAUUAUUCAAGAGAACAUUCUUGGCCUUGAGUGGACGAAUCCAGACCUGGAGGCACCUAUCCUACUAGGCAAUCAAGUAACUAUGGAAUGGACAGCUGAAAAUGGGACGGAGGUUGAGUACUUGUUUGAGUUUGAAGGCAACGUUGGUGAGCCUGAUACCAAUCUGACUGUUGGUGGGAGUGGUGCAAACAUCUCAAGUCUCAGUGCAUCUGGAUGGACUCUCAGUAACUUUGUAGUGCAGCUCUCCUCUAACGGUUUAGUUGGUACAACAACCUUUGUCACAGAUAGAGCUGGCCACCUCCGUAUCUCUCUCCUUGCCUAUAAUCUGGUGAACCAGUCGUGUAUCUGGGCCAAUAUUCAUGUCCAAGCCCCUGUCUCUGGGUUCAAAGUCUUUGCUACCCCGCCCCAGCGUCUUGGUGACGACAUUGUGCUCUCGUACAAACUAUCCGGAGGAACGGACAUCAUAGUCGACAUGACCUUCAUGGGAUUCCAGUUUUGCAAGAACUGCGUAACGACUGAUCUUAAAGGAGAAUGCUUGUUAAGUGCUUACAAGAAUUACCACGAAGCUGGCGUCUUCGAGGUUGAGCUGAAUGCGUAUAACAACGUCAGCGGACCUCUCUUCGCUAUGACAAACCUCACGAUACAGGCCACCUUUAACAGGUCAGAUCUGGAAGUAAGCAUCAUACCAGGUCUGGCUGUUGUCACCGGUUUGGAGGUCUUUGUAACGUUUGCUUUGAAGGAGGGAUCCGGCGUCAACUAUGAGGUUGACUAUGGAGUGGAAAACAUUAAUCCAGUGACUGGCUUCUCGGAGUGUCUCUAUCAAGAAGAAGGUGACGAGGUAUCAACCAGCCAUAUCUACACUUCUCCGGGGGCGUACCUUGUCACAAUCCAUGCUUGGAAUCUUCUCAGUAAUAUAACACACAGUGAUGUUGUGAGAGUACUGAACCCAGUCGCCAGACUAGUGAUGGUUGAACCGAGUCUCAUGGACUUAAUCGGCGUUACUCAGGAAGAGGGCCUCCGGUUAGCGGUUGUCUUAAACUUCUCUGGCAACGACAGCCAUCGACCCACAGAUGCGUCAGCAGUGUAUUCCUUCUCUGAUGUGACUCUUCAAGAUCCAAUGUGGAACAUCAGCAAUACUGAUCCCUAUCCCAUUACCCAGCUUCUGCCGGUACCAAGUCAUGGAUUAUACACUGGUAGUGUCACUGUGUACAACCUUAUCAGUAGAAAUGAGUUCCUUAUAAGAGUAACCCUGUACGAGGUCAUUGAAAACUUUGAGAUUUCAGCAAGCAAUGGAUUUGACGUGAUUGUUGGAGAACCAGUUUAUUUUAGCCUGACAGUUACCUGGGGAUCCAACAUUUGGUUUCAUGUGUUAUUUGGCGAUGGUGCAUCUAAAAAUGUAUACACUGAAAAGGAUCGACACACCUUGUUGUCAAAAACAUAUAAUGGCUUAGGAGGAUACGAGCUCAGUAUAGAAGCCUCAAAUUCAGUUGGAGGGGUGACGAAGACUGCAAACCUGAGAGUAUUCCGCAGAAUUGAGGGUUUUUCUUUGAGAGCACCAAGGGUUAACAGGUUGCCCCCCGGUGGAUCCAUUGCCAUCCCAGUUUCACUAUACCUCAAGAAGAAUGUUGCCAUGCCGAGUAAUGCUACUGUUAUCAUGGACUUUGGGUUUGGCGAACCAUUGUUCUUUGAUCUACUGAAAGUUAACACCAGCAGUGUGGACUACGACACCACACUUUCGCAUCACCUGGGUAGCUUCCCUAAAGUUUACAACGCAGCCGGGAGGUUCAAUGUCACAGCUUACAUCUCCAAUCCUGCCAGUAGCCAGAACAUCUCAAAAGAAAUCUGGAUCUUCGAGGAGAUAUCUGAUGUUGAGACCGUCGUUAAAUAUAAUGAGUACCUCUUGAAUAAUUCCAAUGAUGCGCAAGAUCAGCCGGCCUUUGAUGCCGGUGGUAUAUACGUGCCACUCAAUCAUGCCAUGGUCCUGAUAGCAGAGUACACCUCAGGCAACGAUCUUGUGUUUGAAUGGGACUUUGGUGAAGUGCCCGGCCUUACCAGUGUGACGCGAGAACCACGAGAGAUCUACAUUUACGGAGCGCCUGGGACGUUCAAGACAACCGUGAAUGUGUCCAACCCCGUCCAGUUUGUUGUCAGCAAUGUGACGGUCCACGUGCAAGUCCCUGUGGCGGACGUCAAGUUGACUCUUCUUGAUAUCGGAGACAAGACCAGCAAUGUCACGAUGUUCUUUGAAGUGAGCACACAGAGCUUGGGUACAGACGCAUGCUAUCGAGUAGAUUUCCAGGACUCGCAGGGCAACCCAGUGCGUUACUUUGGCUCUAAAGUGGUCUGCCUCUCAGCCUAUCAUACAGAAAUUGCACUAUCAGAGUACCCUUUCACAUGUGAAUCUAUAGACUUUCUGGCCAUCUGGGAGGAAGGGGGCGGACCCCACUCUUUCAACAUCACAAAUAUAUACGAUAACUACGAUCAGUACAGCAUCAAUAUCACAGGGAGUAAUAUUGUUUCAGCUUCGACCUUCAUCCUCCCACAGUUUGUCAUGAAACCAGGCUGCUUCAACCCAAAGGUCAUAGUCCAGGAAGCAAACCUCUGCAACAGUCUCUACCAUACCUGUGAUCCCGGCACAGACUACCAGGUUUACUUGGCCGCCGUGCAGAUCACCAUCCUAUCCAAGGUUACUCUACAGUGUAAGAGCACCAACAAGGCAAGGUUUCAGUGGUCUGUGUUCUCGACCGGGAUCAGUCCUAUUGAUGACGGAGGGAUGGAAGUACAGCUCCCUGCUGAUAUCCCCACUGACGGUCCAUCCCUGGGGAGUUUAAUAAUCAAACCGGCAACCUUGUCGUAUGGUUGGCACCGUAUCGAGCUGAACGUCUCAAUGGUCGGAGAACACCCGCCGAUCUUUGGGAAGGAUUCCAUUUUCUUCCGGGUGGACGCUUCGCCUCUGGUGGUGAACAUCAUAGGCGGCGAUGAGCGCACUGUACACUACAACAAUACGGUCACCCUGGACGCCAUCGACUCGACCUUCGACCCUGAUGAUCCCGGCGCCACCCAAGAGGACUUUCAGUUUGUCUGGCUGUGCCGUCGAAAAUCCUACUUUAGUACGACGACCGGCAACACAACUGAAGAUGUGGAAUCAUUUGAGAAGUGGGAUAAGUUUUAUGAGAAUCUGAUAAAGGAAGCCAUCGACAGAAAUGAUGAAAUUGAUGCCAGUGAUAAACUUGAUGAGAAAGUCAUUGAUCGCGGAGGUUGCUUCGGUUUGUCAACUGACGCUGUUGUACCAAAACCCGGUGGGAAAUUGAAGUUCACUACUGGGAUAGUUGCCGUUAGCACUGUGCCAAUGUACUACAACAUGGAGUACGAGUUGAAGGUUGCUGUCAUUAGGAGAAUGGCCCUAUGGGGCAGGAGCUACGAUAGAGUAGGAGAAGCAACCCAGGUUAUCGACGUCAGAGAGGGACGACCACCGAUCAUGCUCACAUAUUGUAAGGUGAACUGUAAGAGUAAACUGAAUCCAUCCAACCGAUACUCUUUGGAAUCUAAAGAGGCCUUUGGUGGAAAUAACUUCUUCAGCUUAUAUUAUGCCUGGACUAUUUCCAUGUUUGUCUCUGGAGAGUGGAACAAAGUGCCAGUCAGUGAGUGGGAGAUGUACUCCAGGACGGGCCAGCAACAGGCAAACUUUGUCAUGGAGCCAGGAUUCUUUCAGGAGUCUCAAAAUUACCAGCUCAAGCUGUUGGCCUCAAGAAACCCAGACUUCUCCAAUUCAGGGAAUGUUGUUCUGCGAGUUGAAGUGAAUGAUCGUCCGACCAAUGGAUCUUGCUCCAUCUCACCGCUGGAAGGAGAAGCUCUCAAGACUAACUUUGACAUCUCCUGCAGGGACUGGACUGACAUUGAUCUACCUCUGACGUAUAUCUUCACCAUCAUGAAUAGAGUCAUCCAUUCAAAAUCAUCCAUGCAAGUCAGAACAUGA